Suillus subalutaceus is the source of this 1639-nucleotide messenger RNA. RefSeq lists its product as uncharacterized. The coding region runs from base 311 to 1345 and encodes 344 amino acids. Lineage: Eukaryota; Fungi; Basidiomycota; Agaricomycetes; Boletales; Suillaceae. The record is from RefSeq and is a predicted model, not a curated record. The transcript has 7 exons.
GUAAGUACUACCAGGCUGAUUUGCAACGUCAACAGCAACGUACGCGCGCCAGGCAGGCAUAGAUAAACGUCUGGUUCAAGCUCCCAUUGCCAAUAGGGCGUGGAAUGUCGUAUCAACUUGUCAAAUACCACGCAGAAAUCUAGUGGAGGGGGAGCUACACCCACAAAGAGCCUAGGUAUUAGUAAGGCCAAGCUAGCGCUCAGCGGGCCCGGCGGGACUACGGUAAUUAAGUCACUUGGUAGAUUAUAAACAUCCAAGUUCUACAACUUCCCAGCUCCAAGCUAAAGACUCAACCCGCUGAUCAUCGACUAUGCCAGAAUCCGACAAGACGCGCAUUUUCGUAACAGGUGCUACUGGUUACAUUGGUGGAUCUGUUUUGUCUGCAUUGUUAUCCCACCCUAGGGCCACAUCGUUUCAGAUAACUGUUCUCACUCGCUCCUCCGAGAAGGUCGAGCUGUUUAAUAGCGUCGGAGUCGUAGUUGUCGUUGGCUCGAAUCAAGAUCUUGAAAAGCUGACAGAACAUGCUAGGGAUUCUGAUGUGGUCAUUGCCUGUGCUGACGCCGAUGACCUUCAGGCAGCCAAAGCAAUUCUCUUAGGAUUGAAAAAGAGAUACGACGAGACUGGCAGGGUCCCUAUUCUCAUCCACACUUCUGGAACCGGGGUUUUUAUCGACGUUGCUGCUGGAAAUUAUGCUACCGAUAAAAUCUAUUCCGACCUUGACAUCCCGAUGAUCGAGUCGCUACCCAAAACACAACCUCAUCGUGAAGUUGACAUCGAAAUUGUCGCUGCUGGUGAAAAAGGUUACGUGCGGACAUAUAUCAUCUUGCCUUCGACGAUUUAUGGCAUCGCGAAUACAUCAAUGGUCAAACUCGGCAUUCAGAACCCGUACUCUAUACAAAUCCCUAAGCUCAUCAAAGCCAGCAUUGACAGAAAACAGGGUGGAGUCGUCGGGAAAGGGUUGAAUCUAUGGCCUAACAUUCACAUCGAUGACACAGCGACUUUGUACACCGCCGUUUUCGAUGCUGCCGUGAAGGGACCAGGUGAAGCAGGCCACGGUCGCGAGGGCUUUUAUUUCGGUGCAAAUGGAGAGCAUCGUGUGGGCAGGAUCUCUGAAGUUAUCGCGGAGUUGUUAUAUGAGAUGAAGGUGGGCAAAAGUCCCGAACCUACGGUUUUCACGGAGGAAGAAUUGCAGAAGUAUUUUGGGGGCCCAUAUCUUGGAUCGAACUCUCGUGUGCGGGCGGAACGAGCUAAAUUGAUCGGUUGGAAACCAGUGCACACCGUCGACAGCCUUUGGGCGAGUCUCAAGCUAGAGACCGAGGCGAUGCCGGAGAUACAAAACAUCUAAGUUGGGAGUCACAUAAAUUCAGGAUCUGUACUACUAGGGGUUCGCUGUGCGAACUUAUGACCUUGCUCCGCUUUUUUUUUCAAUUCACACGGCAUUCAGGUUAUUCUGUUUACUGGUUUUCUUAUGUGUAAAUACGUUGAAAAACUGUGUUGUAUUUGUAUCAUUCUGUAGUUUAGUUUAUGUCUAGGCAAAAUUGUAUGCGACUGUAUGAUGUUCGUGUCACUUAUUAUCCCAACACCUACAUAUGUGACCUUGCUCCGCAACGCAAUUCUUAUCAACACCAGUUACUGUCAC